This is a messenger RNA of Fusarium fujikuroi IMI 58289, 1335 nucleotides long. RefSeq lists its product as uncharacterized. Lineage: Eukaryota; Fungi; Ascomycota; Sordariomycetes; Hypocreales; Nectriaceae. The transcript has a single exon. Gene Ontology annotation, molecular function: protein binding. The coding region runs from base 1 to 1335 and encodes 444 amino acids. The record is from RefSeq and is a predicted model, not a curated record.
AUGGCCACUGCGGCAGGGGUUCACCACUUACCACCAGAGACCGUCGGCAAUGUCAUUUCGUUCCUACCACAGGCUGAUAUCAAGAAUCUGCGACUCGUCGACCACAAACUUUCGCCGUUGGCCACACAAUGGCUGUUUCGCCGCACACGAUUGCUCGCCCGAGCCAAAGACAAUAAUAACACCCGACGUUUCAUACAACUUGCUGAUUCUGAGUUGAUUGGAUAUGUCCGCAAAGUCAUCUGUGAUGUUUCCAGCAUAGUACACAAUGGAUUUUACUAUGUGGAAGAGAAGAAUCUAGAGCCCCUUCCUGUCUUUUGGGAUGCGUUACCGCUUCUCGCCCGUUUCCGAAAUCUUCAAACUCUCCAUUUGUGUUUCGAUGCCAACCUCGAAACACAUGAUCAUAUGGGCUCAAACGAAUUCAGAAAGAGGGUGAUGAAGACUGUUUUUCGCAUUUUGACAGGAACGUUCAAUAAAACUAACACCGAGGUACUUUCCCGUGCCACAAUCAAGAUACCACGCCCAGGUGAUCUAUCACCUCCGAUUACUCUAUCUACUCUCAUAAUUUCCAACCUAGGAGAUUGCCAUGAUCCGGAACUCUCGAUUAUGCCUGAAUUCAAAGCCGUCUUAAGCAGGAUCAAGGCCUUAAGGCUUGACAUAGCGCAACACAAAGGAUGGGCUAUGAGAUACUUCACAGAUACAACUGCAGUCCCAAAUCAAUGCCAGGAAGCAUUUACUCAGCUAUCUUUUACUUGGCUUUCCUCGACCAUCGCUGCCAAUCUACAGGUCCUCUCGCUGCAUUAUGAGUCAUAUUGGGGCUGGUUCCCUAACAUUGAUAUUCGUCGAAUCGGUGGCGGAAACGGAAUGCCCAAGCUCGGAAGCCUUGCUUUGGGGCGCUUUGUCUUCAGUUAUCAACGUGAGGUAGACUGGAUUACCUCUUUGGAUCUUGAGGAGCUUUUUCUCGAAGGUUGCGCCAUCCUAGCCAAACACGUUGGCCACCCGACCACGCAGCAGGACCUCUGGACUGAUGGCCACGAGUUGCCUGCAACGACUAAGAUUGGUGGGGAGGAGGAGAGGACUAACUUAUGGUGGCAUGAGAUCAUUUGGCAAAUUCGCACCUCUAUGCCAAACCUGAAACGAGUUUGCAUCGUUGGCAAGCCGGGCCUUUGUUAUCAUUAUCAACAAUUUCAUCCAUCCAAAAGCCUUCACGAUUCCGAGCUUUCUCCUGACGAGGAAUUGAGUCACGAACCAAGCCUCUGGCAACAAUUUAUAGGCCUCAGCAAAAAGAACAUCAUGUCUUGCGAAACGGCGUUUCAGCACUUUACAUGUGCCACGUAA